AUGGCAAAGUCGGCCAUUGUCGAGGCUAACGGCCACCACACGACCACGGCCAACAAUCAAUGCAACAACAAUGCCACCCCCAAAGACCCCGCCAUUGGCCCAGCCCAGCCAGAGAACCACAAAGUCCUCUUUCUCAACCUACGAUACCGCGGCGAUGAUACCGAAACCAGCAAUGCCUCGGCCACCGCCCUGAUCCAUAAGCUUCGCCCGGAUUGGGGUUCUGAUAUUGACUUUCGCCGCUUUACAGACGGCAUCACCAACACCCUGCUGCAGGCCCGUCCACGUCACGCCGAGCCUCUCCCCGGCGAGUCCCAAGACGACGCCCGCGAUCGUGAGGCCAUCCUGUUGCGCGCCUAUGGCAACGGCACCGAUCUCAUCAUCGACCGCAACCGUGAGGCGCAGAACCACGAGCUGCUGUCAAGGCACCGCCUUGCCCCAGAGCUACUGGCACUUUUCGAAAACGGCAUGCUAUAUCGAUUCAUCCGGGGGCGCGUGACGGCGCCCCAGGAUCUACGACGCCCAGAGAUAUACAGGGCCGUAGCCCGCCGUCUCGCACAGUGGCACAGCACCAUACCUUGCUUACCCAUGCCUAAGAAGCAGCAGCAAGCUCAAAAUAUCACCAACGGCAGCCAAAGCCGCAUUGACGAGAUGGUCCCCGGAAAGUUGCAGCCCAACAUAUGGACCGUCAUGCAAAAAUGGAUCCUGGCCCUACCGACCGAGACAAACGCCCAGCGCGAACGCCAGGCCAGCUUACAAAAGGAGCUUGACAGGGUAGUGGCCGAGUUUGCCCAGCGUCCGGGUUUGGGCCACGACGGCUUGGUCUUUGCGCACUGCGACCUACUCUCGGGUAAUGUCAUAGUCCUACCAAAGCCUGCCGUGGCCGCAAAGAGCCCUGCUACCGCUACCUCCACCGAUGUUUCGGUAACCUUCAUCGACUACGAAUAUGCAACCCCUUCUCCAGCCGCCUUUGAUCUAGCCAACCACUUUGCAGAGUGGGGCGGUUUUGACUGCGACUUCUCGGUGCUGCCAACCAGGGCCCAGCGUCGCGAAUUCAUACGCGAGUACAUCCGGGUUUAUUUUGGUAACGGUGGCAGUGACGAAGAUGAUCACGAAGAAGACGUCGAGGACCUUUUUGCCGAAGUAGAUGUUUACCGUGGCCUGCCGGGCUUCUAUUGGGGCAUUUGGGCGCUCAUCCAGGCGACCAUUUCCACUAUCGACUUUGACUACGCUUCAUAUGCUGAGACGAGGCUGGGCGAGUACUGGGCUUGGAGAGCAGAGCAGGACGGAUCGCGCGCCAGAGAGGGUAGGGAGAUGCCCUUGCGCGAAAGGCGAUGGGCACAGGAGGAGUGA
Messenger RNA from Pyricularia grisea, 1350 nucleotides. RefSeq lists its product as uncharacterized. The coding region runs from base 1 to 1350 and encodes 449 amino acids. Gene Ontology annotation, molecular function: ethanolamine kinase activity; choline kinase activity. The record is from RefSeq and is a predicted model, not a curated record. Lineage: Eukaryota; Fungi; Ascomycota; Sordariomycetes; Magnaporthales; Pyriculariaceae. Gene Ontology annotation, cellular component: cytoplasm. The transcript has a single exon. Gene Ontology annotation, biological process: phosphatidylcholine biosynthetic process; phosphatidylethanolamine biosynthetic process.